AUCUGUUUAAAAAUUGUGUUAGUAAAAUAAAAUUCAAAAACAGCAAGUGACUAUUGUUUAUUGGAUUUGUUUUUAAUGGUCUACCAUUAGAGGGUGGUAACAUGCUACUAUUAAUUCGUUCUUUAAUUAGAUCAAUAAUAUUUAACUUAGGUAGAUUAAAAUUUGAUCAAAUACAACAUGUAGCAGGGAAUGUUCUGUGCAUAUGACUUUAAGGGUAAUGGUUAAAGAGUGAGACUGACAAACCAGAUUUUGUUGUUGAUGGAUUGGUUUGUGAGUUUGUAGGGAAACUGCUUUGCUAGUUAUUAAAAGCAGCAGUUUUUCCAUUGCAGUGCAUAUUUGACACAAAGAGACUUUUAAUAGUUUUUUAGUGCUUGCUGUAGUUGUACAUUAGAUAUCAUCAGAAUGGCUGAGAACUCUACAGGGUUGUAUAUACUGUAUAUGAACUUCCGGUAUCGAUAUCAGAUCGGGAUCGCAAUAUUUGGCCUUGGUGUUACUUGGUAUCAGAUCGAAUCCAAAAUCACUGGUAUCGCCCAUCCCUACCCAUCACUUAAAAUAAUUUUACAAACUUUAUUAAAACGAAAACAUUAAGAGAGGUUUUUAUAUAAAAUUAUUAUAACUCAUACUAACAUUUAUCUUAUAAGAAUUACUUGUCUUAAAAAUUGAGGAUCCCUUUAAAAUAUGAAAACUUAUGUUUGGGUGGUUUUAGUUAAGGCAGACACUGCUUUUUCAUCUGUGUGAUUUUGACAAAUAUGAGAUCACAUUUGAUGGUGAUUUUAUGCAGAAUUGUGAGGAAUUCUAAAAAGUUCAGAUACUUUUUCAUACCACUGUAAUUACAACAACAACAAAAUAAAUUCUUAAUGAAUAUGUCAGGAGUUUCUACUGUAUUAGUAAAUUAUAUCUGCAUAAAUUUUUAUAUGUUUUUAUGAACAUCUGAUUUGUUUUAUAAUAUCUUUGAUUCAGUGUAUGAAUAUAUUUGGGUCUGUCCAACAUUGCCUGCAAUAAUCACAGUUGAUUGGGGGGGAAAUGUCAUCUGUAAAUCUGAAGGGUGCUUCACCUUUUUCAUACUCUGGUAUGGCUUCUAUACAAGCAAAUUGAUCAAAAAUGUGUCUGUUAAUAUUUUUAUUACAGUCAAACAACACAAGAUCAAAAAAAAAAAAAAAAAAAAGCAAAAAUAAUAAGCGGUAAGGUAAUGCAGAGCAGAGCUCAUUUGCUGGUCAACUCAAGCAGACUUCAAAGAGAGAUGUUUGCUAAGUCAGACAAGUUUUGUCUUCGCGACCAGAGAACGUGGACAACUUGCAUGAUGAAUAUUGCCUUCACCACCUCAACGAAUAGCGAUAAGUUUAUUAUUUUCUAUUUUAGCCUUCUACGUUUUUGCUAGCUGUUAGCAUCGUUAGCAAUAUUUUUAAUAGGAUCACUCUGCGCUCCAUUUUAAAAUCAAAACGUGGCCAGGAGCCCUUCUGCUCUCCUGAGUCCCUCUUGAUCAUCUGAGUGAGGUCUCAAUCCAUCACUCACACCAUUUCCACCAAAUGGGAGUUUACAUCAGAGAAAUGGCCUGGGUGAAGGUCUUGCUCUUGUUGUCCCUAUUUGGAUGUGAAAAGUCUCUGGGCCUUAACUGGAACCCAAUCCCACGCAAGACCGUGCGCUAUCAGGAUGUUUUGGACAGCAUGGCCAGGUUCAGCAUUCAAGGAGUCUUCAACUACAGCAUGCUGACACUGUCGGACCAUGAGAGAGUUUUGUACGUCGGCGCACGAGAGGCACUAUUUGCCUUGGACCCUAACGAUAUUAGCAGACAGCUCCGGCCACAGAUUGACUGGCCCGCUCCAGUAGACAAGAAAAGGGAGUGCGUCAUCAAGGGGAAGAGCAACCAGACUGAGUGCUUCAACUACAUUCGCUUUCUGCAGAGCUAUAACCACACACACCUGUACACGUGUGGCACCUACGCCUUUCAACCUAAAUGCACCUAUGUGAAUGCAGAACAUUUCAGUCUCAGCAACGCUUUUCUUGAAGAUGGCAAAGGCAAAUGUCCUUAUGACCCUGCCAAGGGCCACACUGGCCUAAUAGUAGACAAAGAGCUCUACUCUGCCACGCUCAACAACUUCUUGGGGACCGAGCCAGUCAUACAAAGGAACCUGGGCCAACAGCACUAUAGUAUGAAGAGUGAAUACUUGCCUGCCUGGCUCAAUGAACCGGACUUUGUGGGUUCAGCCUUGGUUCGAGAAAGCAGCGGCAGCAAGGAUGGAGAUGACGACAAAAUCUACUUCUUCUUUAGUGAGAGAGCGUUGGAGCUGGACUGCGACACGGAGCUCAAUGUGGCGAGAGUGGCUCGCGUCUGCAAGGGUGAUCUUGGUGGUACCCGGACGUUGCAGAAAAAAUGGACAACCUUCCAAAAAGCCCGUCUGGAUUGUUCCCUCCCUGAGCGUCAUGUCUCCUUUAACAACCUCCGGGCUGUCUUCACACUGCCGGGGCAGGACUGGAAGGGGACUACUUUCUUCGGCAUCUUUCACGCUCAAUGGGGUGAUGUGGACGUGUCGGCCGUAUGUCAGUACCAGAUCACUGAUGUGAAAAAGGUGUUUGAAGGCUCCUACAAGGAAUACAGAGAGACAUCCCAAAGAUGGGGGCGCUACACUGGACCUGUUCCCAACCCACGGCCAGGAUCGUGUAUAACAAACACAGACAGAGAAAGCGGCUUCAACAGCUCUCUGCAGCUACCUGAUGCAACACUCAACUUUGCCAAAAAGCACCCACUGAUGGAGGACAAAGCACUCGCUCGCCCCCUGCUUCUCACGAAGGGUGUGAACUUCACAAGGCUGGUCGUGGAUCGGGUUACUGGGCUAGACCAAAGAGCCUACAACGUUCUCUUUCUUGGCACAGCUGAGGGCUGGCUGCAGCGGGUGGUUAUCCUGGGCUCUGAAGCCCACGUAAUAGAAGAAAUCCAGCUGUUUGACAUGGCCCAGCCAGUAGACAGCCUGACCAUUUCCCACUCCAAGAAAUACGUCUACAUCGGCUCUCGUUCAGAAGUUCUCCAGUUACCCUUAGCCAACUGCAGCCGCUAUCAGUCUCAGCCAGACUGUCUGCUUGCCAGAGACCCCUACUGCGCUUGGGACAGUGAGGGUCGAGCUUGUGUUCGAGUUGACCUCCACCGAGGAUCCACAUCUUCUCUGUCACAAGACCUCAUGCUGGAAAGGUUCAACCGGGGAAAAACCAAGUUUGAUAAACCUGUCUCCAUCCCAAGCCCUGAGCACUCUCGUCUUCGGAAUGUCACAGUGGUGGUGGGCUCCGACAUGGUGCUACCUUGCCAGUUGAUCUCCAACCUAGCACAGCCGUUCUGGGUUGUCAACGACCGUGAGCUCCUUCUGGGCGACCCUGAGGCCGGUGGACCACGUUUCGACCGGACCCUCAAGGCCUUAGUGGUCCCCGAGGCGGGUCAAAUCCAAGCAGGACGCUACAUCUGCUAUUCCGAGGAACAGGGCGUGAAAUUUCAAACGGAGCGCUACCAAGUUGCUGUCGUCGCAAGUGCUCCCGUCUUCAUGGAGGCUCGUGCUCCAGAUAGCAGCAUGGGGCUCUUCUGGGUGUUGGUCAUCACACUCGGCGCAGCGUGCCUCCUGCUCUUGGUUGCGGCUCUCUACCUGCGCCGGCGUCUGAAACUCGCUCUCGGAAAGGGAGCCGACAUGAAACCUCUAGAAAGCACCCUGGUCUAUCCCAUCACACUUCCCAAGGAGCCACCCACAUUCGUGCCUAGCAAAAUGCCCAGCGACGAAGACCGUUUCUGGGAGACGGGCGCCAAUUACUACUACUCGGACGGCUCGCUUAAAAUUGUUCCCGGUCACGCCCUCGGGCCCAACGGCGUGAGCAGCACGGCGUCACCCAGCGCCAUUCCGGGCCAGCCCAUCCACUCUCCCAGCCGUCUCAGUCUCACCAACAUCCGAGGCUCUGGUAGCAACGGCUACAUUCGCCUGAACCUGAGCACAGCCGGGGAGGAUAGGGCUAGCGGGGCUUGCGCUGGUGGCGGCGGGCUGACCGGCCUGGGCAUGGGGGGGAACGACUACUCAAGCCCGUUCAAAGAAGAGCUGAGGCGCACUCUGCAGCAGAGGAGCGUGCUGCCUGACGCAAAUCCAGAGGAGUCGUCCGUCUAAGGUCUUUCCUCCACCGCACCGACGUUCCCUUGAGUUGGAAAAAAACAAAACAACCGACCUACCUCCCUCCUAUCGAGGACGCCUGCUCUCUCUUUCAGUGACACGUCGUCACCUAGAAAUGCUCUUUCCCUCACCCUGCCAAUGCCUGUUUGGCCCACUGUAGACAUUUAUAGCAUGUUAAAUAUAGAGACUCACACCCAUGGUUCGCCAACACGCACUCAGAUAAUUAUUAUGUGCUCUGCACCACCAAGUCUCGGACAUUUUAUGCUUCCACUGUGUAAUGGCCAUUUGUCUAAAAUGUGUAUUUAUACAGGAAUACACCAUAGACAUGGUAAUCAAACCAAUGGCAUUCUAAAUUGGGUUAAGGGCACAUUUAAAUCAUGUUGAGCGGACCAAGUGAGUCAGUUGAUGGAUCUUCCUUCAAGACAUGUUUCAGCUUGGACUGCACUUAAAGUUGGAAGCUAGUCUUCCCUUAUUUGUAACAGUCAAGAGGAAGCGAAUUAAUGUUGAAGCAAGACAACAAUCAUAUUUGUGUAUGAGGAGCUCCGUGAAGUGGCAAAUGACAAUGAGAGCGCCAAUGGAAUGAAAUUUAAUUAAAGGAAGACACAAGGGAGUUUCUAAAUGAAGGACAAUCUCUCUAAAUGUGUUGGCCCAAUUUCUUUGUGAAUCCCAUUUUUUUGUGAUGUUUGAUUUGAAUUAAGACAUUCUCCAGAUUUUUUUAUUGUUGUUGUUGUCUUGAGGAACACUUGAGUCUUCAAGUGACUACUUUUUUUAAAGAACAAGUGCUUACAUUCCAGGCCGCACCCUGCACGGUGACCUUCAAAAGCACCUUUGAUGUACUAAAAAAGUGCAUGAUAACCACGUUGUCAAAAAUAGGUGUUUCAGUUGAACACUUUUGGAUAUUUGCUCAUUCCCUUGGAAAAGAAAAUGCUAUUGGCAUUCAGCAAUAAGACAAAGACUGCACACUUUCAAACAACGCAAAGAAAACAAGCAUGGAGAAUGUAGUUGAAGCCUCACUGUUGCGACUGCUGUGGAUGUUUCAAAAAGUGCUUUAUGUUUUUAUAUGGCUGAAGUUUUUGACUUGCACUGUAAAGAAGGAAACUACCACGCUCGGUCACAAGCCCGAUGCGUUGAAUGUCAACAAGCCCGGACUUAACGUGUGAAAGGAUGCCGUGAAGCUCCUCCCUUAUCGAGGAUUGCUCAGACAGAAUGAUUAUUUCUACGUUGACUGGCUACAGUAGGACAGCGUCUCAGAGUCUGUUACAGGGUUGAUUUUGGGGACGUGUCUAAAUGGCCCAGGAGAGCGAAGCAAGAAAUAAAAUAUUUUGUUAUUUAAAAAAAGAAAAAGAAAAAAAAAAACACUGUGGACACGGGUCUAAAAUGUUGCGUAUCACAAUGACCCCGUGGUCAAAGAGGUACUCGACUGUCAGACCAACAUGUUGCAUGAUCAACUGCAAAAGGACUGUACAUUUCGUUCAUCCUUGUACAAACUCAUUUUUUUUGGAUUGAGCAUUUUUGCAAUUUUGAAUAUGAUACAGCAUUGUAUAAAACAUUAAUGCUGUCUUUGAAAAAAAAAAGCCUUGAUUUUAAGGUUCAAUGAAAGAAUUUUGUCUCAUAGCUGUGUUACAUGCAUCACUUUGGGCAAGCCAAAGUAGUUUGCAGAGGCUUUUCUGUUGACUUGUUUUCCCCUAAAUUAUUUUUCUGAAACAGAUCAAUAUUCAGUUGUCCGUCCAAUUUGCAAUGGUGAGCUGAUGUGUGCAAGCUUUCUGAAUAUUUUAACCGCUGCAAAAUGUUCCCUCAAGGAAGAAAAUGGUUUAAGGCUAAUAGAUUUCCUGUUUGUUUCUUGUUUACAUGUCAGCAGUGAUCUCCUGGACCUUAUCCUUGUACCUUUUUAUGAAGGCUCACCAACAUACCAAAAUCAUUUUUAAAUUUUUUGCUGCCAAAAACCAAAUAUUGAGCUUUUGAUUUAAAGCAGAUCAGUUGUAGAAUGCGUUCACUUGAUAGUAUUCAUUACUUUGAUAAAGUUAAAACACAUUCUUUGAAUACACUGGUACUUUGGUCAUGUUAAGUUGUUUUUCUGUUAUCAGACUUUGCUUUACUCGCGGUUUUAUAUAGUUUUUUUUAAAAAUCAAAAGAAACGAUUGAACAAUUAGUGCUCUUUUGCUGCAGCAAAAUGCAUGUUAAAGUCUUUAAACUUUGUACAUUUAUUUGCCAGAACCACUUUAGUGCAGUAUUUUCAUUUGUGUCAAUUCCAGUUUUCAUAAUAACUAGUUUUAAUUGUAUCUCAUUGAUCUUUUAUGUUUGUUCUUAAAGUAAUGUUAAGUAACUUAUUUCUUGUACAAACAUGUUGGUAUUUAUUAUCAUUGUACAUAUGCCCUUAUUUUUUUAUGUGUGUGUAUAUACAUACUAUAUACACAAAUAAAAAAAGAUCUACUUGAUUUGUGUAUUACUGUUUUUUGUUCAAGGAAGACAAUUCUAUACUGAACAUGUUUGUUUUCUGGAUUUUAGUUUUGGUAAACAGCGUCAGAUAGCGAAAUAUUCUUUAAAAAUUAGGCUUCUGUUUAUUGCCACACCCAGUUGAUGUUUCCUGUCAAACCAAACAUAAAACAACGAAAGAAUACACAUGCAUGUAAAAUAAACAUCUUUUCCUUGAUAAUGACCUGUUAGCUUAGAUAAGACAAAGUGGAUCAGCUAACGCAGAGGUCGGCGUCCGACCAUUGCCGAGGAGCGGGCAGUACUUUUGAACUGUAUGAAAGAAUUUAGCCUGCAAGAGUACAGCAGGCUGUAAAAUACAGUGGGGCAAAUAAGUAUUUAGUCAACCACCAAUUGUGCAAGUUCUCCUACUUGAAAAGAUUAGAGAGGCCUGUAAUUGUCAACAUGGGUAAACCUCAACCAUGAGAGACAGAAUGUGGAGAAAAAAAAACAGAUAAUCACAUUGCUGGAUUUUUAAAGAAUUUAUUCCUAAAUUAGAGUGGAAAAUAAGUAUUUGGUCACCUACAAACAAGCAAGAUUUCUGGCUGCCAAAGAUGUCUAACGAGGCUCCACUCGUUACCUGUAUUAAUGGCACCUGUUUUAACUCAUUAUCGGUAUAAAAGACACCUGUAAACAAACCUCAGUCGGUCACACUCCAAAGUCCUCUAUGGCCAAGCGCAAAGAGCUGUCAAAGGACACCAGACAUCAACAAUAAUAUACUCAAAAAAUUUGGG
Messenger RNA from Corythoichthys intestinalis (scribbled pipefish), 7339 nucleotides. RefSeq names its product sema domain, immunoglobulin domain (Ig), transmembrane domain (TM) and short cytoplasmic domain, (semaphorin) 4C (gene sema4c). NCBI's taxonomy places the organism in Eukaryota, Metazoa, Chordata, Actinopteri, Syngnathiformes, Syngnathidae. Gene Ontology annotation, molecular function: semaphorin receptor binding; chemorepellent activity. The record is from RefSeq and is a predicted model, not a curated record. Bases 1527 to 4133 code for a protein of 868 amino acids. Gene Ontology annotation, biological process: muscle cell differentiation; negative regulation of axon extension involved in axon guidance; positive regulation of cell migration. Gene Ontology annotation, cellular component: plasma membrane; synaptic vesicle membrane. The transcript is spliced from 16 exons.